AACGUUGAUUACAGCGGGCCCAUCACGUUCCCCGCUGUAAACUACAACACCACAGCCGAAUAAACAUCAACGCGAUAGCACCGGCGAUAUAUGACGACACAAUCGCUGCAAGAGCCGAAACCUACGAGAAAACAACUGCAAAUCUGAUCCUCGAUAGAAUUGACGCGUAAAUACUGGUUUAAUUCUUAUACUCUCGGUCUGCUGUGUUGCUCACGCGCCAGCACCCUCUCCACACAUCAUGGCUUCACAUAUUCUAUCCCACCUCGAGCAAAUAGCUUAUUCCUGCGAAGGUAUCGACUCUCUUCACUUCUCUGCCCCGAAAAUCUUUGCAAACUCUCUUCUCGCAAACCACGACAUUACAUCUCUCAUCCGCGAUACCGAAGCACACGAACGAGCCCUCUUUUCCGUACCACCGCCACCACCACCUACAGCACAAAAGCCUGCAGUCCGGAGCGCCAAUAAGAAUGAGCGAUCAGAAGAUGCCGAGGCCGAACGACCUAAGAAGCGCCGCCAAACUGUCUUCAACGUCUCAUCUGGUGAAGUGACAACUGGCGCGCCGACAACACGCGGUGGCGCGUCCAACCCUCGAAAGCACACGGCAGUUGCAGCAGUAUUAGGCGGAGAAAUGCACGAGCAACUGCGCAGAGGUGAAAUGGACCGAAAGGGAGACGUCGACGUGGAAAUUCUGCUCAAAGGCGCAGAGAAGCUCUGCGGCGUCUACGAUUUACCAGGAGCCAAAGAGCGCAUAGCCACGCUGCGGGCGAAGCACAGAAAUGGCUCCAACACAAUGGCGUACUACGAUGCUAAGGUGGCAGAGCAGUCUGAAGAGCUGGCCAGCAUGAACAAGGGCUUUAUGGACGAAGAGGAGCCAGAAGAGGAGCCAGAAGACGACGGUGAGGAGAUCUGGACCGAGGAAGAUCUGAAGAGGGAAGAAGCAGAAAGCAGGGAGCUUGAAACAAGGAAAAGAGACUUGCAAGUCAGGUUGCGGGCCAUGGAGAAGGACCUCGGAGGGCUGAUGAGGAUGUAAAGGCACCUUUUUGGCACUAUAACGCUUGUAUGAAAUACCCCAUGUACGGUUAGGUGGUGGCGUAACACGUUUAUAUACAUGUAUGAAAACAA
Messenger RNA from [Torrubiella] hemipterigena, 1119 nucleotides. The record is from the annotation of a GenBank genome assembly. NCBI's taxonomy places the organism in Eukaryota, Fungi, Ascomycota, Sordariomycetes, Hypocreales, Clavicipitaceae.